AUGAUGUACACCUCUCCCUAUCCGACGCCUCUCAUUCCCACCGAUGUCUCGGUGUCACAGUUCAUUCUGUCCAGCAAUCCAGAUGACACGCCUCCGGAGAAGCCUGUUAUGGGCUCUUUUCGCAAUCCAAAGCAGACUUUGACGUACUCAGAACUGCGAUUCCAUGCGGCUCGUGAUGCCACAUUCCUUAAGUCCUCUCUUGGCCUUCAAGAAGGAGAUUUGGUCUGCAUUCUGGCCCCAAACUCAGUCUCCUGGGCAAGACUUGUUCAUUCAGUUCUGUGGGCGGGUGGUUGUUUCUGCGGUGUCAACUCGAUGGCCACAAGUCACGAAUUGGUUCAUUACUUCAGCCUAGCAAGGCCUAAGAUUGUAGCUGUUGACGAAGAGUUGCGACUAAAGGUGGAGGCUGCCAUCAGUAGUCUUGAUAUGCCUUGGAAACCAAGCGUAGUUAUUCUUGACAAAGGAGGAGACUCGGCCAAGUCUAACCAUCCACGGUUUCCCCAUGUCAACUCUUCCAACGUUAGACCCGCGUCUCUUUUUGAUCUAUCAACGAGAGACAACCGCAAGGUGCAAGCAGGCAUGUGCUUCAGCUCAGGAACGUCGGGAAAGCCGAAAGGCGUCAUGAUAUCACACCACAACCUUAUCGCAUACCUCUUGACACUCCGCGCAACAAACCCAUUCACUCAUAACGCUUACAUGAGGGAAGCUUUCUUUCCGUCAUUCGCGCACAUUUACGGCGUUGUAUCUGGCGUGUUGCUUCCAGCUUGGGUGGGCAACUACGUUGAGCCGAUGGAAAAGUUCGAUUAUCUGCCCUAUCUUCGACGUUGCUCCGAGUUGAAGGCAACAGUCCUGAGGCUGGUUCCCACAGCGGCUGUCAGAAUGGUCAAGGACCUCGACAUUCACAACCUGGAUCUCACUUCCGUCCAUACGAUCAUGUGCUCUGGCGCAGCGCUUUCAGAUGCGACUAUCCAGGGGUUGCAGCGAUUACUCGGACCAAACACCAAGAUCUUGAACGGAUACGGUAUGAGCGAAACCACCAUCACCUUACUUCGGGAUACGAGGAGCGGUUCAAAGGGGGCGAGUGUAGGGAAGCCAGCCGCCGGAGUUUCAGUCCGAGUCGUGGACGAUGACUUCAACGAUGUCCCGGAAGGGACUGAGGGAGAGUGCUUGGUGAAGGCGCCGACGGUGUUCAUGGGAUACGCGAACAACCCGGAAGAGACGAGAGCAGCCUUCAAAGAUGGUUGGCUACGCACCGGAGACAUUGUGAGGGUCGAUGAGGAUGGGUUCUUCUGGCUGACCGGGAGAAAGAAGGAACUCAUCAAGUACAAGGGCAAUCAGAUUGCGCCGGCAGAGUUGGAAUCUGUACUCCUGUCACAUCCAUCGGUUCUGGAUUCAGGGGUCUGUGGUAUUCAGAGUGAUGCCGAUGGAGAGGAAGUCCCCGUCGGAUUCGUUUGUCUGGCAUCGUCUAUCGCGGAACGGGAUCGCCCAAGACUCUUGAAAGAGAUACUGCGCUACGUGGAUGAUCGUGUGGCUCCUUAUAAGAAGCUGAGAGGCGGUCUUUUCUUCGUUCGGGAGCUUCCCAAGAACAACUCGGGGAAACUUCUUCGGGGUGAGCUUGCCAAACUCGCGGAAGACGUCAAUGAAGUCAGAGCCAAAUUGUAA
This is a messenger RNA of Colletotrichum karsti, 1659 nucleotides long. RefSeq names its product phenylacetyl- ligase. The transcript has 3 exons. Lineage: Eukaryota; Fungi; Ascomycota; Sordariomycetes; Glomerellales; Glomerellaceae. Gene Ontology annotation, molecular function: CoA-ligase activity. The record is from RefSeq and is a predicted model, not a curated record. The coding region runs from base 1 to 1659 and encodes 552 amino acids. Gene Ontology annotation, biological process: secondary metabolic process.